This is a messenger RNA of Rhopalosiphum padi (bird cherry-oat aphid), 3428 nucleotides long. RefSeq names its product innexin shaking-B (gene shakB). Gene Ontology annotation, molecular function: gap junction channel activity. The transcript has 6 exons. The record is from RefSeq and is a predicted model, not a curated record. NCBI's taxonomy places the organism in Eukaryota, Metazoa, Arthropoda, Insecta, Hemiptera, Aphididae. Bases 797 to 1906 code for a protein of 369 amino acids. Gene Ontology annotation, cellular component: plasma membrane; gap junction.
AUUCCGUCUCCGUACUUAGGCGUCUGUGCGUACGUCUACAAGUCGUGCGAGUGCCGCCGCCGUGUGUAGCCGACGACGACGACGCACAAUAUAUCAUUACAGUGACAACCACGCGACACGAAAUCGUAUUAUUAUUGUAUAUAUAUAAUAUAAUAUUAUAAUAUUAUAGUACACUUAAACGCUGGCGGAUUCGGUUCGGUUCGGCUUAUAGCGCGAGGUACGCGGUCGUCCGAAUUUUCGACAGCGAUCACCGUCUUCGACCCGGCGACGCGCGUCUACUGUAUGUUAUUAUAAUUCAUUAUAUUACACCGGUGUGGAAUUCAACGAUUAUUGUAUUUCUUAUCCGGGGCGUAAGUGCCCUUACUCGGUGUUUCGCGCACCGGAACCGGUUUCUGAGUAAAAGACACAACCCCCGAAACGCGGAUUUCUCCCCGCCGUAGUAUUACCCUGCCGGAAAAAGUGUCAAGCGGAGGAAGGACAAGAAGAAGCGGCACUGUGCCGCCGGCCGGAGGACGACGAGAACGAGGACGACGAGCAUCGGGGCAGCAAUAGCAGCAUCGCUGUUGCCGUGACCACCACCGUCACCAACAACGACAAUAACGACGACGAAAACAACAGCAGCAGUACCGCGGUGGCCACUAUGAUGUCGGCCGCGAGCGCGGUCGGCGGCGGCCGUCUGCUGGUCGUCGUCGACGUGGACGGCGCUGACAGCGACAGCUGACAGCCUGGACGACUGCGACCGGUGCGGGCAUGCGGCGGUGCUUACGGAUGGGGUGUCCCGCCGGCCCGGUACGCCAUGCUUGACGUGUUCCGGGGCCUGAAGAGCCUGGUGAAAAUCAGCCACGUUCACAUCGACUCGCCCGUGUUUCGGCUCCACUACAGCCUGACCGUGAUGCUGUUGUCCGCGUUCAGCCUGAUCGUCACCACCAGGCAGUACGUCGGCAACCCGAUCGACUGCGUGCACACCAAAGACAUACCCGAGGACGUGCUCAACACGUACUGUUGGAUACACUCGACGUACACCAUCAAGGAGGCGUUCAAGAAGAAGGUGGGUGUCAGCGUCCCGUACCCAGGCGUGGACAACACCCGCGGCAAAGCGGACGACCGCAAGACGUACGGCUACUACCAGUGGGUGUGCUUCUGCCUAUUUUUCCAGGCGAUAUUAUUCUACACGCCAAGAUGGCUGUGGAAACACUGGGAAGGCGGAAAAAUCCGGGCGUUGAUGAUGGACUUGGACGUAGCCAUUUGCACGGAUGCCGAGAAGAAGCAGAAGAAAAAGAUUCUGCUCGACUACCUGUGGGAGAACCUGCGGUACCACAACUGGUGGACCUACAGGUACUACUUAUGCGAAACGAUGGCGCUUCUGAACGUCGUGGGUCAAAUGUUUAUGAUGAACCGUUUCUUUGACGGUGCGUUUCUGACAUUCGGCGUGGACGUGAUCCGGUUUUUGGAGAGCGACCAGGAAGACCGAGUGGAUCCGAUGAUAUUUAUAUUUCCUAGGAUGACCAAAUGCAUUUUCCACAAAUUUGGCGUAUCCGGCGAGGUGGAAACGCACGACUCAAUAUGUAUAUUGCCACUAAAUGCUGUCAACGAAAAAAUCUACGUCUUCCUGUGGUUUUGGUUCAUGAUCCUCGGCGUCUUGUCGGCGGCUGUAAUCGUUUACAGGUUCAUCAUAAUAGUGUCACCGCGAAUGCGCGUGUACCUUUUCUGCAUACGAUUUCGGUUGAUCAAACGGCAGGCAAUCGGAAACAUCGUGCGCCGAUCGAAGUUGGGCGAUUGGAUGCUGUUGUACGUUCUCGGCGACAACGUCGAUUCUGUCGUGUUCAGAGACAUCGUGCACGAUUUGUCGCACCGACUGGAGGCGUACCACAACAAAAACUCAACGGUCAGGACGGUGGACGCGUGACGGCGGCGGUGUUUGCCAGUCAACAGUAUAUAUUGUGCUCAAAUCGAUAACGAAUAAACGUAAUAUUUGUUACAGGGUAAACGACGACCGACUUGCACGCGACUAUAUUAUACGAUGACUGUUAAUGGAUCUCGUCUGCUAUGGCUGCGGAGGAGAAGACUAUAUAUUUUAAUGUAUAGGACGAAGCAGCUGCCAUAUCGGUUGUCUCGGAAAACAAAGGUCGUCAGACAUCAGAACUAACGAACGCGCUUCCUAUAGACUCGUGAAUUGUCGCCCAAACGAAUUGUUAAAAAAUAUAUAUAUACAUUUGUAAUCUUUUGGUUUUAGAAUUUCUGUUGAUGAAAAAAAAAUGAAGAACAGCAAUGUAUCAACAAAAAGACGUUUUGAUUUUUUUUGAUAAAUCUCCCAAAAUGGCUCAUAGCUUAUAUUAUGUAAUUGUAAUUGUAAUUAUUAAUAUUAUUAAAUAAUAUGACAAUGUGGUAAUAAUUAGACCCCAAAUAUAUCCCAAUUAAGUAUGAGUAAAUAUUGUUAUUACUAAGAUUUUAUUAUAUAUUACAUAAAAUACUAUUUUCUAAAAGAAGACAAUAGCAACUAUUCAUUUAAAAUGUCUAAAAAUGUUAUAAGUAAAAUAUAUUAUACUUAAAUUAUUGCAGAUGUUUAUUUUGGUUGUGUUAAAAAAUAGUUUUUUUUUAAUUUUAAAAAUGUACUUGUUUAUACUUAGGUAUUUAUUAUACAAGUAUCUACACGUAUAGAUUUUCAUAAUUAGAAAUUUCAGGUUUCAGUUAAUAUUGUUAUUUUAUACUUGAAUUUUUAAGAUUUAAAAAAAAAUACUUUGCGACUGUAAAAUUGAAAUACUUUUAUAUAUUAUGUAUGUACUAUUCUAAAAUAAAAUCUUAAUUUAUACAUUUAUUUUGGUCAUAAAAGUAAAAUAUAUAUAUUUGUCUGUAUCUGUUUGUAUUUUAUUAUAAGUUAUUUAGAUUCAGAUUGUCAUUAAUUGCAUAUAAUUUUAAGUAUAAGAUUAUAUCUGCAGUUCAAAAACAAACCUAUAAAACCCAAAAUAUUUACUAAAAAAUAUAGUUUACAAGUUAGGUAUAAAAAAAUUAGAUGAGGGGUUUUUGCUUUAUAAUUUCAAAAAUAUUGCAGUUUUGAUGACAGAUAGUUACAGAUUGAUUAUUGAAAAUCAUUGCGUAUCGAAAUCUUUUAUUUAUUGAAUUGUUUUAACUUUUAAUAAAAUUAAUAAAAUAAUUCCUUUGGAAAAAAAUCACUUGUUUUACUUUUAAUAACGCAAUUUUACAAUAUUUUUAAACAUAUUUUAGUAGGUACUGCACAGUUUAAAUUUGUAUAUUAAAUAUUUCAUAUAAUCUUACUUUGUGACCAAAAUAAAUGUUAAAAUUAAUGUUAAAUUUUAGAAAAGGAUAUAACAUUGUGAUAGUUAAAUCUCUUGUGUAUUUUUGUAUGUUGUUCUUAAAAAAGUAUAAUAUUGGUAAUACCAUACGUCAUGUAAAACCGAUGAUUAACCGAA